Molecule: messenger RNA, 938 nt
Organism: Penaeus indicus
Lineage: Eukaryota; Metazoa; Arthropoda; Malacostraca; Decapoda; Penaeidae
Product: activator of 90 kDa heat shock protein ATPase homolog 1-like
Exons: 7
Coding region: 90-923 (277 amino acids)
Biological process (GO): positive regulation of ATP-dependent activity; protein folding
Cellular component (GO): cytosol
Molecular function (GO): protein-folding chaperone binding; ATPase activator activity
Source: RefSeq, a predicted model, not a curated record
CUUGGCCGAGCGCGAGGUAAACACCGCAACCCGUCAAGCGAGCUGCUGCUGAUUCGGCUGCGGAUUUUCGCCGAAUUCUUUCGUUCAAAAUGGCUAAGUGGGGCGAAGGCGAUCCUCGGUGGAUUGUGGAGGAGCGACCGGAUGCCACCAAUGUUAAUAACUGGCACUGGUCUGAAAAAAAUGCCAGUGGUUGGAGCAAAGAGAAGAUUAAGAGCCUGUUUGAGGGCAUGGUGUUGGAGGAACCAGGACUUGCCAAAGUAACCAUCAAGGAAGUGUCCAAGUGUGAUGGGGAAGCCAUGGUCAACAACCGCAAAGGGAAGCUCAUCUUCUUCUAUGAGUGGGACAUCAAGAUGGACUGGGUGGCCAAGAAGGAGGAUGAGCCCAAGAAGGACAUCAAGGGCCACAUCCAGAUACCCAAUCUCUCUGAGGAGAAUGAGCCAUGCGAGAUUGAUGUGUCCGUAAGUGUGACAGCUGGAGGUUCGGCAGGAGAUGAUGUGAAGGAGUUCCUGAGAAAGAAGUGUGAGAAAGUGAUACAAUCAAAAGUUGCAGAUUAUAUCACUGCUCUGAAGAGAGAGUAUGCCACUGAUUUAAUCCUGCCAACGAAGGGACAGGCUGUGACAAAGCAAAGUAAAACAAUCCUAUCUCCACCUCCUUCUGAGAACUCGCUAUCAGCUAAUGUUACAAAUACUACAAAUAAUAUGCAGAAAAUGGGACUGGGCUGUAAAAUAGACACAUCCCAAAUUACACUGACUGAACGUUUCAAGUGCACUGCUGAUGACAUCUACAGAGCGCUUACUGUGAGGGAGAUGGUGGUUGCGUUCACAAGAGGUGAUGUAAAGUUGGAUGUUGUAAAGGGCGGCAAAUUCGAGUUAUUUGGUGGCAAUAUCUCAGGAGAAUAUGAGAGUCUAGUAAGUUCAUUUUAAAGGUUACACUUUCAU